UUGAACGUGUGUGGCCUCUAUCGAUGCACUGCAAACUUGACGCCGCUUCAAGCGCGCUGCAAACUUGACGGUAAACUUGAUCGUGUAUGGCAUCCAGCAGGAAGCACCGCUAUCGGAGCAAUAUCGGAGCUGUCUCUACACACACGCCUGCCGUUCAGUAUGAGAGUGUACGUAACAGAGUACCUUUAUAUUGACGACGCGUGCAAAUAUGCUGAUCCAGUAAUGGAAACUAUUGAUGAAAUAGUAUAA
Molecule: messenger RNA, 249 nt
Organism: Parnassius mnemosyne (clouded apollo)
Lineage: Eukaryota; Metazoa; Arthropoda; Insecta; Lepidoptera; Papilionidae
Source: the annotation of a GenBank genome assembly